Messenger RNA from Plasmodium berghei ANKA, 1089 nucleotides. Its product is annotated as pre-mRNA-splicing factor 38A, putative. The record is from RefSeq and is a predicted model, not a curated record. Gene Ontology annotation, cellular component: precatalytic spliceosome. NCBI's taxonomy places the organism in Eukaryota, Apicomplexa, Aconoidasida, Haemosporida, Plasmodiidae. The transcript is spliced from 2 exons. The coding region runs from base 1 to 1089 and encodes 362 amino acids.
AUGGCAAAUCGCACUGAUGUUAAUAUUAUUAAAUCGUUUGGAUCAAACCCACAAUUCUUAAUUUCAAAUAUUAUAAGAAAUAAAAUAUAUGACAGCCCAUAUUGGAAGGAAAAAUGUUUUGCAUUAACCUCAGAAUCAAUAAUCGACCAAGCAGUGAACUUAAAAUAUGCUGGAGGAACUUAUGGAGGGAAUAGAAAACCAACCCGUUUUCUUUGUUUAGUUUUAAAAUUAUUACAAUUACAACCUGAUAAAGAUAUUAUAUAUGAAUUUAUAAAAAAUGAAGAAUUCAUUUAUUUAAGAGCUUUAGGUAUAUUUUAUUUACGAUUAAUUGGUAAAGGUAUAGAAAUAUAUAAAAAUAUAGAACCAAUACUAUUUGACUAUAGAAAAAUAAGAAUAAGAUUACAAGAUGGAUCGUUUCAGAAAAUGUAUAUGGAUGUAUUUGCUGAUAAUUGUUUAGUUUUUAAUAAUUUUUUAGACGUUGAUUUCCCACCUUUAACUAAAAGAAUUGUAUUAGAAGAAAAUAAUUUGUUAGAAAAAAUUAAUUUAGAUUAUUAUAAAGAACUAUUAGACAUUUCUUCAGAAAAUGAACUAUUUAUAAAUAACAAAAAAAAUAAAAUACAUCUUUAUAAUAAAAAAACAAAAAGAGGGGAAAUUUAUGAUGACAAUAAUUAUACUAGUCAAAGUUCAGAACAAUAUUAUUCUAAACGAAAAAGUAUAAAUAGAGAAAAUAAAAAAGGGUUUGAAAAAAAAAAAAAAAGACGAACAAAUUAUACUGACAAAGAUUAUUAUAAAAAAAAAUCAUAUUCAUCUAGUAAUGAUCACUCUAGAAGUCUUAGCUCAAAAUCGUAUGAACAUGAAAAAAAUCGAAAAAAAAAAAAAAAAAAAUAUAGUGAAGAUAGUGAUUAUGAAGAAAAAAAACGUGAAAAGAAAAAAAAAAGUAAUAAAAAAAAAAAUGAAAAAGAGGGGAAACAUAAAUAUGAAAAAAGUAAAAAUGCCUUAUUUGAUGUCCCAGAAAAAAAUAACGAAGAAAUGUCUGUUGAACGAUGGAAUAAAAUACGAGAAGAACUUGGAAUGAAGCCACUUAAAUAG